GGUGAGCUGCGGGAGCUAAAAUAAGCCUUGUUUUUCAGUGUCCUGAUAUGAAAGUGCGUAACAACUAUCCUUCCUACUGACUGUGUCACCCUGACUGCGUUAUGAAUGGAGGCGAAGUCGUGGUGGUUACAGGCUUUGGACCUUUUCGUCAGUUCUUAGUGAACCCCAGCUGGAAAGCAGCCAAGGGCUUGAAGUUGGUCGGAUUUGGAGAGCGGACUGAUAUUUUCAUCAGGGAAGUGCCAGUGAGUUAUGUUAAAACUCAGCAAAUCAUUGCUGAGAUUUGGCAAACUCUUCACCCGAAGUUUGCUGUACAUCUGGGCGUAGCCAGAGGUUCCAGUGACGUCUUUUUGGAGCAAACAGGAAAGAACAGUGGAUACAGAGACAAAGAUGUGUGUGGCUUCUGUCCUGAAAGUCAGUGCUGUGUGGAAGGAGGACCAGAGAAACUGGACUCAGUCGUUAACAUGAGGGCUGUCGCGAAAGAGUUCAAACAAGCAGGGACGGAUGUCAUUUAUUCAAGAGAUGCUGGCAGGUACCUGUGUGAUUUUGCGUAUUACUUCUCACUGUAUCAUGGUCAGAGAAGAGCAGCCCUCAUCCAUGUACCGUCAUCUGGCAGCCUGACCUCAGCUGACAGACUGGUACCUCUGCUGCAGAGCCUCAUUCACACCAUGCUGGACCAGCUGGAGGACCCUCAGAAACCACAUGAGGAGAUGAUGACAGAGGACUUCUCCAAGCCAGCUGUCACAGCGAGAAGCAGUGAUUAUGAAGACAAACAGUCAGACCUGUUCUCACUUUGAAGAAGUAACAUUAGCAGAAGUGGCGUUAAAUUGUGCGUGAGUGUUGAUGAAAUAAAAAAAAAUCUGAUUUUGAAUGGUUUACAAGACAACCCAAUUAGCCCUAUAGAUUCAAGAAGAGGCAAGCAA
Sander lucioperca (pikeperch) is the source of this 920-nucleotide messenger RNA. It is a transcript of the gene pgpep1l, whose product is annotated as pyroglutamyl-peptidase I like. Gene Ontology annotation, biological process: proteolysis. Bases 102 to 794 code for a protein of 230 amino acids. NCBI's taxonomy places the organism in Eukaryota, Metazoa, Chordata, Actinopteri, Perciformes, Percidae. The record is from RefSeq and is a predicted model, not a curated record. The transcript is spliced from 6 exons. Gene Ontology annotation, molecular function: pyroglutamyl-peptidase activity. Gene Ontology annotation, cellular component: cytosol.